Molecule: messenger RNA, 8248 nt
Organism: Budorcas taxicolor (takin)
Lineage: Eukaryota; Metazoa; Chordata; Mammalia; Artiodactyla; Bovidae
Gene: GLG1
Product: golgi glycoprotein 1
Exons: 26
Coding region: 1-3540 (1179 amino acids)
Cellular component (GO): Golgi membrane
Molecular function (GO): fibroblast growth factor binding
Source: RefSeq, a predicted model, not a curated record
AUGGCGGCGUGUGGACGUGUACUGAGGAUGUUCCGCUUGGCGGCGGCGCUGCCGCUGCUGCUGCUCGCGGCGGACGGCGCGCAGAAAAUCCAGGGCCCGGGCGGCCACGGGCAGGGCCCGGGCCCGGGGAGCAACCUUCUUCCCCUCGGAGCGCAGCCGGGAGGCGGCGUGCUGCCGGGCCAGCUCCUGCUGCCUCAGUCAUCUCAGUUGCAGCAGCAGCAGCCGCAGCAGCAGCAGCAGCAGCCUCAGCAGCAGCCGCCGCCGUUCCCCGCGGGCGGGUCUCCGGUCCGGCGGGGCGGAGCAGGGCCCGGCGGGGCUGGCGGGGGCUGGAAGCUGGCGGAGGAAGAAUCCUGCCGGGAGGACGUGAGCCGUGUGUGUCCCAAGCACACCUGGAGCAACAACCUGGCGGUGCUGGAGUGCCUGCAGGACGUGCGAGAGCCUGAAAAUGAAAUUUCUUCAGACUGCAAUCAUUUGUUGUGGAAUUAUAAGCUGAACCUCACUACAGAUCCAAAAUUUGAAUCUGUGGCCAGAGAAGUUUGCAAGUCUACAAUAUCAGAGAUCAAAGAGUGUGCUGAUGAACCAGUUGGAAAAGGUUACUUGGUUUCUUGCUUGGUGGAUCACCGAGGCAACAUCACUGAGUACCAGUGCCACCAGUACAUCACCAAGAUGACAGCUAUCAUUUUCAGUGACUACCGGCUCAUCUGCGGCUUCAUGGAUGACUGUAAAAAUGACAUCAACAUUCUGAAGUGUGGGAGCAUUCGGCUUGGAGAAAAGGAUGCACAUUCACAGGGCGAGGUGGUAUCAUGCUUGGAGAAAGGCCUGGUGAAGGAAGCGGAAGAACGAGACCCUAAGGUUCAAGUCUCUGAACUCUGCAAGAAAGCCAUUCUGCGGGUGGCAGAGCUGUCCUCGGACGACUUUCACUUAGACCGGCAUUUGUAUUUUGCCUGCCGAGAUGACCGGGAACGUUUUUGUGAAAAUACACAAGCUGGUGAAGGCAGAGUAUAUAAGUGCCUCUUUAACCAUAAAUUUGAAGAGUCCAUGAGUGAAAAAUGUCGAGAAGCACUCACAACCCGCCAGAAGCUGAUUGCGCAGGAUUAUAAAGUCAGUUAUUCACUGGCCAAAUCCUGUAAGAGUGACUUGAAGAAAUACCGGUGCAACGUGGAAAACCUUCCCCGGUCCCGGGAAGCCAGGCUCUCCUACCUUCUGAUGUGUCUGGAGUCAGCUGUGCAUAGAGGGCGGCAGGUGAGCAGCGAGUGCCAGGGGGAGAUGCUGGACUACCGCCGCAUGCUGAUGGAAGAUUUCUCUCUGAGCCCCGAGAUCAUCCUGAGCUGCCGAGGGGAGAUCGAGCACCACUGCUCUGGGCUGCAUCGGAAAGGGCGGACCCUGCACUGCCUGAUGAAGGUGGUGCGGGGGGAGAAAGGGAACCUUGGGAUGAACUGCCAGCAAGCGCUUCAAACACUGAUUCAGGAGACUGACCCUGGUGCAGAUUACCGCAUUGAUAGAGCUUUGAAUGAAGCUUGUGAAUCUGUAAUACAGACAGCCUGCAAACACAUAAGAUCCGGAGACCCAAUGAUCCUCUCGUGCCUGAUGGAACAUUUAUACACAGAGAAAAUGGUGGAGGACUGUGAACACCGCCUCUUAGAGCUACAGUAUUUCAUCUCCCGAGAUUGGAAGCUGGACCCUGUCUUGUACCGCAAGUGCCAGGGAGAUGCAUCGCGUCUUUGCCACACCCACGGUUGGAAUGAAACCAGUGAACUCAUGCCUCCCGGAGCCGUGUUCUCCUGCUUAUACCGCCAUGCCUACCGCACUGAGGAGCAGGGCAGGAGGCUCUCACGGGAAUGCCGGGCUGAAGUCCAGAGGAUCCUCCACCAGCGUGCCAUGGAUGUUAAGUUGGACCCCGCCCUCCAAGACAAGUGCCUGAUCGAUCUGGGGAAAUGGUGCAGUGAGAAAACAGAGACGGGGCAGGAGCUUGAGUGCCUCCAGGAUCAUCUCGAUGACUUAGCUGUGGAGUGCAGAGACAUAGUCGGCAACCUCACUGAGUUAGAAUCUGAGGAUAUUCAAAUAGAAGCCUUGCUGAUGAGAGCCUGUGAGCCCAUCAUUCAGAACUUCUGCCAUGAUGUGGCAGAUAACCAGAUAGACUCUGGGGACCUGAUGGAGUGUCUGAUUCAGAACAAACACCAGAAGGAUAUGAACGAGAAGUGCGCCGUCGGAGUCACCCACUUCCAGCUGGUGCAGAUGAAGGAUUUUCGGUUCUCUUACAAGUUUAAGAUGGCCUGCAAGGAGGACGUGUUGAAACUUUGCCCCAACAUAAAGAAGAAGGUGGACGUGGUGAUCUGCCUGAGCACCACAGUGCGCAACGACACUCUCCAGGAAGUCAAGGAACACAGGGUGUCCCUGAAGUGCCGCAAGCAGCUACGGGUGGAGGAGCUGGAGAUGACAGAGGACAUCCGCCUGGAACCAGAUCUGUACGAAGCCUGCAAAGGUGACAUCAGGAACCACUGUUCCACUGUGCAGUAUGGCAACGCGCAGAUUAUUGAAUGUCUAAAAGAAAACAAGAAGCAGCUGAGCCCUCGUUGCCACCAGAAAGUGUUUAAGCUGCAGGAGACGGAGAUGAUGGACCCAGAACUAGACUACACACUCAUGCGAGUCUGCAAGCAGAUGAUAAAGAGAUUCUGUCCAGAAGCAGAUUCUAAAACUAUGUUGCAGUGUUUGAAGCAAAAUAAAAACAGUGAAUUGAUGGAUCCCAAAUGCAAGCAGAUGAUAACCAAGCGCCAGAUCACCCAGAACACAGAUUACCGCUUGAACCCCGUGCUGAGGAGAGCCUGCAAAGCCGACAUCCCCAAAUUCUGUCAUGGGGUCCUGACUAAGGCCAAGGACGAUUCAGAGUUAGAAGGCCAAGUCAUCUCUUGCCUCAAGCUGAGAUACGCAGACCAGCGCCUCUCUUCAGACUGUGAAGACCAGAUCCGGGUUAUCAUCCAGGAGUCUGCUCUGGAUUACCGACUCGACCCCCAGCUCCAGCUCCACUGCUCGGAUGAGAUCGCCAGCCUGUGCGCCGAAGAAGCAGCAGCCCAGGAGCAGACCGGCCAGGUAGAGGAGUGCCUCAAGGUCAACCUGCUUAAAAUCAAGACAGAAGGCUGUAAAAAGGAAGUGUUAAACAUGCUGAAGGAAAGCAAAGCAGACAUCUUCGUGGACCCGGUUCUUCAUACAGCUUGUGCCCUAGACAUUAAACACCACUGUGCAGCCAUCACCCCUGGCCGAGGGCGUCAAAUGUCCUGCCUUAUGGAGGCCCUGGAGGAUAAGCGGGUGAGGUUACAACCGGAGUGCAAAAAACGUCUCAAUGACCGGAUUGAAAUGUGGAGUUACGCAGCAAAGGUAGCCCCGGCGGACGGCUUCUCUGACCUCGCCAUGCAAGUGAUGACCUCCCCGUCCAAGAACUACAUCCUGUCUGUGAUCAGCGGGAGCAUCUGCAUCCUGUUCCUGGUCGGCCUGAUGUGUGGGCGCAUCACCAAGCGCGUGACACGGGAGCUCAAGGACAGGUAGAGGCGCCCGGAGCCCCAGAGGAACUGCCUGUCUGGUGCCCCGUUUGUACAGCCCUCCUGUAUAGCGCACCCCCUCACCUCGCCCUCCUGCGCGGUGGCCCCGACACUCACAUUAGAGCAGCAGCAGGCGCCCACCGCCGCGUCCGCCGCAGACUCCUCCCGCGUCCAUGGUGUCCUCCUCCUCGACCGCGUGCAGCAGCCGGCCGCCCUGGGGAUCGCCUCUGUCGGCAGACUCGGGUUUCCCUGUCCAGAGACAAAUCUCUCAUCCCGAUGGACCUACCAGUACUUCUGGAACCAAUUCACCUGACCUGCAACUCAGCUGAAUUUUUUUUUUUUUAAACACCAAAAAAAAAAUUUUUUUUAAAGAAAGAAAAAAAAAUGUAUAUAGUAACACAUCUCCUCCAGGCUUGAUUUGAGCGAUGGGGUUCUUUCUUCUUUCUGUGUGGCGGUGUAAAAGGAAGGCAGGACGUUAGAGGGGAGACACACCACGCAACACGCUGUAACCGGGAUGUCUGGCUGGCCUCUCAGAAGCGCCUUUGGCCCCAUGAGGGCCAUGGAGUUCACCAAGUAGCAGGAAAUGACUGACCAGCCCGCUUUGGGUCUUGUUUUCUUCUGCUGAAACAGUGAUGCCUUCCGAUCCCUACCCGAGCAGAGCCACUGCGGGUCAGGACCCACGGCCACGUGUCACCCUGCCGUCUCCUCAGGGCCCAGGGGUGUGAGCAGUUCAUCCGUCCAUGGCUCUGCAGGAGAGGCUGGGCCCUGGGCCUGCCUUCCAGACCUGCGCGGGGCUCUCCACGUGUGGACUGGCCCUGCCGGGGUGGCAGUGCCUCCCCGAGUCCUCCGCUGCUGGGGGAGCCUGCCACCCGGGGGGAGGAAGCCAGGGCAGGAGGCAGGAUGGGGGCGGAGUCGGCUCACUUUGGGUCCUGUUCAGGCAACAAUGCAGGUCAGAGACAGUGGCUUCUGAAGAUGCAGCCUGGUCUCAGGGAGGGAUGGCAAGCUGACCUUCCCACAGGCUCUGGGCCACCUUCCCAGACAAGCUCCUUCAUACCUCUUCAUGCAGAGGGCGUGGAACAUGAUUCCAGUAAAAGAUGGAGGCUCUUUCUCCGUUUUUCCUUUCUGUCCGUUGGCUGCAUACCCCCACGGUAGUAGGCAUUGGCUAAAUGUUGCACUUGGAUGAUUCAUCAGUCUUUGCUGAGUCUGAGCUUUGUGGAAACAUUCCUGAGCAUCACUCAGCCCACCAGCGUAGAGAUGACAGGCUUGGAGUAUCGAAAGGGAGGCACACCGGCAUCACAGUUCAGCCUGGGGCACCUGGGCUUGAGUUUGGGGCACGGAAUCCAGUGGCUGCACAAGAGGGCAGUGUGUACAGUAGGAGAUAUAUUUAUAUAAUAUAUAUUUUAUUAACCUGUUAGACGUCCACAGAGUAUUAUAAAUCACGUGCCUAAAACUGUCCACAUAGACCAUGCACCCUGCCUGGCCCUGCCCCACCUCACCACUGUCCGCGUGUGCUGCGGGCCCACCCCCCCUCUGUCUUCCCUGGAAUGUGUUCAGGACGAAUGGGUCAGCUGGUCCAGGUGACUCCUUGUCUAACCCUGACUGACAUAUAUUUGAAUACUGUGGUUUGCUUCUUUUCUUUCUCCUUUUUGCUACUCUUGCUGGAGGCGGUGGGUUCCAGACGCCAGCUGCAGACGCCCCCUGCCUAUGGCACCACCAAUCACCAAGGGUGGUUCUAAGCUGCCGGGUCCCCUCAGGUCCUGCUCUUAAGGUCUUCCUGAUUCUCAGCAGCUGUCCUGCGGGUCUUCUGUCUUAUCUCAUUUGAACCUCUUGGAGUUGGAGCGCCACCCCUCCUUCCACCCUGGUUGCACUAAGCUGAGCUGGUGGAUGGUGCACCUCCUGGGGCUCCUCCCUUGCUCUGGGCAGGUGCUGAGAGCGAGGGACGGGGUUGUCACAUGUACACAGGCCCCCACUGAUGUGUGUGACGUGCUUUACAGCACAGAAUAACUUCCCAUCUGAUGAGGGGGCUUCCAUUCUCCUCCUCUGCUGUCUCCCUCCCCACGUGUGUAAAACGUCGCCACAGUUUACUUCAUCUUGAUGCUUCUCUUUCUGAACUGAGAGAUGAUCUCAGCUGUCUGCAGCAGAUCUGGAAGUCUGAAAAAGAGUUUGAUUCUUGAAACAUCCGUCACCUUGAGAAAUGAUCUGGAUAGAUAGAAGGGAUAACUCUGCCGGUAUCUUUGAUCGCUUGUUGCCAGAAAGCAUUUCACCAUCCAACUUGGAGUAGUUUCCUAUGACUGAGCAGUUUCAUACAUCCAUCCGAAAUUAUGGCCCAGCUGUAUCCAUUCUGUAUCUCAUUCGGUGUGACAGAAACAGGCUCUGGGCCACCUCUGGUCCCUGGCUUCAUAGGUCACUCUUGGGUAAAAGUCAGCUAGGCAAGAACCAGGCAAGAAGAAACCAUGCCCCUCGUGGGGGAGCUGACGGCCCUCUUGCUCUCUCAUCUCCUGAUGUCUAGCCCAUCCAGGCACAAUUACAUCAGCAGCAGGUAUGGUUUUGGGUCAAGACCAAGGGUCCAUGCCCUUGCUGAAGAUUACAGUAGCCAGGGGACUCAUCAGGCUUUGUCCGUUCACUCAAGUCUCAGAAAUGCCGACUCAGUAUCUCCACAGCAGUCCAGAGGCGCCGGGAGGUCAGUUCUCUGGGCUGGCGGCCCUGCAACGCAGGGAAUCAGAACUCUGAGCAGAACGCGCAGGAUGAACCUGACUGCUCCCCCUCACGGAGCUUCUCACACACAAGGCGGCUGUGGAGUGAGGUCUUGCCCUGCACAUCCCUGGCCUUCCUCCGCUAUUGCUGCUGUCCCAAGAGAAGUCUGCUAGCAAGAUGCUCCGAGACAGGCCUGGGUUCACUCCAGCAAGAAAGCCCCCCUCCUUAGCAUUCCCUGACAUCUGGUACCACCCACAGGCCCAGUUCUGUAGACCCCAUCAGCUUGUUCUGAGCCAGUGCACCCUUAAGAGGCAAGGGGAAUUCUAGGAUUGAGUGAGCAGGUGUUGACUAGUGUUCACUGCGGCCCUUGACUCACAUCCUGCACGCUCUCUUCUCGAGGAUGCUGGAGAGGGAGGGAGACUCUGCUUUCCUAGGAGAUGUGGCAGGAAAUGGCCAUCACAUUUCAUCUGUUCCCAUUUCCUGAGGUCAGGUAACAAGAGAAACUAGCAGUGAGGACUUGUAGCCUCCAUUUACAUUUCGUCAGACAGGGUGCUGACUUCCCUCCCCCUUCCCAGAAGACUGACUCCUGUGUGCACCACCUCCAGGCUUGUGGGACCGCUUCUGUCCCAAAGAUCCCCGCUGGUGUGAGUCACCCGGGGAAGGGUCGGUUGCUUAGUGGGACCUCCUUUCUCAGCUGGUCUUAAGUUCCUCUGAGGAAAAAAACUGCUUUUCCCAUUUCUUUCCCUCCCCCACCAAAAAGUAAGUGUUCUCCACAUAUUGCUUAUUCCACGCAAGCACGUACGGGGAAGGAACCUGCAGUAGGGACCCUUAGAGGCCAUCCAGCAUAGCCUGACUCGUUCAAACUAAAUUUGGGCCAUAGAAUAAAAAGAAUAGGGCUUUUUGAAUCAUGUGCAUUUUGGUGUGUGUACUUGUAUUUCCAAUUCUUAGGAAUUUGAAAAAUCUCAGAACUCCUUUUAUUUACUCUCACCAUUUGGGCAGCACCUAAGUAGUUUUAUAAAAUGCAGCAUUCCAGUGCCCCGAGGUUCCCUGUGUCUUUGGGGACACGCCACUCCUGAAUCACUGCUCCUCCACUGGUCUUCAGCUCCCAAAGGACCAGGGGCUGGAGCUGAUGUUCUGGUGGAUGGGUUUCUGUCUCAUCUCUGCUUGGCCAUCUCUCCAGCUAAACUCCCCUUGGUCCUCUCCCCCAGGACCAGCAUCACAUAUCAGGCAGGGCAGUCGAGUUCGAGGCCCAAUCCUCCUUCGUGCCCAGACCUCAGACAAAAGAUAAGUCAUUAGCAAACCCAGACUGACCAGAGUGAUGGGCCCCUCCACGCCAUCUAGUGAGAUCACUGAGGAGACCCAGGGGCUAUUGGUCACCUUGAGCACAGAGGUGGGACCGACUGCUCGGGCUGGUGGUGACAGGAUCCUGGCGGUGGUCUCCCCGUCCUCCUUCCCAAGACCCGCCACAGCACACAUGUAGGGGUACGGGCAGCCAUGUGGCGGAGGAGUCUCCCUGGGCAAGGAGGGAAUUCAGACAGUGCCUCUGUAUUCUGUUUUGCCUUCCCCCCCAACACAGAUUUGAUACCUGGACCCCAGAGCCCAGCAGGCCCUGUGCCACACACGCUUGAUGGUUUGAGCAGGUUCCCUGGCCAGAACAAGUGACUGACAGGAGGGCUGGCAGCCCGAGGCUUAAUGAACGUCCUCUCCCCAUGCAGUGUGUCCGGGUCAGCCCAGGCGGGAAGAGAGACUGCCCAGCAAAUGCUGUGUGACAUCUUGGGCCUUUAACUGGGUUUUUUUUGUUUGUUUGUUUUUUUAAGAAGGAAAAAAGUAAAAUUAACAAGCCUCUUUUGUAAAUGGUUUUUCUUUCUAUGUAUAAAAUCCCGGCAGUUCCUUGUUUUUACAUGUUCAUGCUGUGUAAUUUUGAGAUGUUACCGAGAUUCUGAACAUAAUGUGCAUUUUUUUUUCUGUACAGAUGAAAUGGGAGAAUUUAAUAAAGAGUUUGCAGGUUUUUACUUGUUAAA